Messenger RNA from Oppiella nova, 1698 nucleotides. The record is from the annotation of a GenBank genome assembly. NCBI's taxonomy places the organism in Eukaryota, Metazoa, Arthropoda, Arachnida, Sarcoptiformes, Oppiidae.
AUGUCUACCUGCGAAUGGAGGGCCGACUGGUGUCUGUCGGCCAUGUAUGCCAUGAGACCGCACUUGUGUGACGUGAGUCUGGCCACGGAUGACAACCACCACAUCAGCGCCCAUAGAGUGGUGUUGGCGUCGACUCUGCAGUACUUCAACGCCAUGUUCAUCGGAUCCACAGUCGGUGGUCAGUACGUGGAGUCCGGACUCUACGAGAUCCACAUCAAGAACAUCGACGGCCCGGCGCUCAACGAGAUCAUCAAAUGGUGUUACACGGGAUGUGUGGACACGAGUGCAGACAAUGUCCAGCAGCUGAUGAGUGCGGCCAAGAUGUUGGACUGCGGACAUGUGGUCGCCAUUUGCAGCCAAUUCAUUGAAUCCCAAUUACAUCCCGAGAACGCUUUGGGUGUCUAUGGCUUCGCGGAACUCUUGGACUGUCGAGACCUCCAAGAGAGGGUAGGCCUCAUACCAGAGGACUCUGAGGACAUGUGGCACAUCUAUAACCUGAUCCAAGAGGGCGACAGUCUUCGUGCGUCCACAUUCCGCAAAGUAACCAUCGAGUCGGGCACCGGUAGCACACAGACGAACAAAGUGCGCACAAUGCUCACCAUCUGUAUAGAGUCGAUAGAGUACGACACCCAGGGAUGUGUACUGCGGGUGAAGGGAAAGAACAUUGAGGAGAACCAGUACGUGAAGAUGGGUCAGUACCACACCCUCGACAUCGAACAGAACCGCAAGUUCACGCUCACCAAAGCCCACUGGGAUAGUGUGGCUAUCGAGCGCUUGGACAUGGCCUGUGACCCGACACAGUCGGCCGAUUUGGGCGCCGUUGUCAUGAACGAGGGUAUAGCUCAUGUGUGUCUCGUGACCAGUAGUAUGACGUUAGUCAGGGCUAAGAUCGAUAUGAAUAUUCCUCGUAAGCGGAAAGGCUUUAUAUCCCAACACGAGAAGGGUCUCCAGAAGUUCUUUGACGCCGUUCUUCAAGCGAUUCUACGGCACAUGAACUUCGAGAUUGUCAAGUGUGUACUACUGGCCAGUCCGGGCUUCGUUAAGGACCAGUUCUAUGACUACAUGAAUGGACAGGCCGUCAAGAAUGACAUCAAAGUGUUGGUCGAGAAUAAGACUAAGUUUGUGUUAUGUCACGCCUCCUCCGGGUUUAAACACUCACUUAAAGAAGUACUGUCGGAUCCGCUCUUACAGUCACGUCUGGCCGACACGAAAGCUGCGUCCGAAGUGAAGGCAUUGCAGUCCUUCUACACAACCCUCCAGACCGAGCCCUGCAAAGCAUUUUAUGGCAUCAAACACGUGGAGAGGGCUAACGAAUGUCAAGCCAUAGAUUUGCUGCUAAUCUCCGAUAAAUUGUUCCGGUGUGCGAACGUUGCGGAACGGAAGCGAUUCGUGGCGUUAGUGGACAGCGUCCGUGAGAAUGGCGGUGAAGUCAAGCUGUUCUCCAGUCUACACGUGUCCGGUGAACAGUUGGAUCAGUUGACAGGAGUGGCCGCUAUCUUACGCUUCCCGAUGCAGGACUUGGACGACGAACCGGACGACAGUUCCGGUGAAGACGAUUAGCAAUGAAUUGAAGGAUUUGGACAAAUGACUAAAAAAACGUUUAAAUAAAUUAUAUUUAUUUUGAGAUUAAAUAAAAAGUAAAUUAUAUUUUCAUUUAAUUAACUAAUGGUUUGCAAUAAAAAACUAAAUCAAAUAAAA